CUCUUAUUUUCUACAAUAUUACUUUUAUGGCUGAAAUUUCUCACUGCGUUUAUUGUUUUGAUGUUCUUAUUGAUUAUUUUAAUAAAAAUAAUGUUUCUGACCGGAAAUUAAUAAGAAAAGAUGACAAUGAUACUUCUCGUAUGCGAAUUAAUAGGUUAUUUUUGAAUAAUGAUAUUUUAUUUCCUUUGUUUGUAACCUGGAAUAUAAUAAGUCCUUCUGGACAUAAGAGUUUGCGAGGAUGUAUUGGUACAUUUAAGCCUCAGCCACUAAAGCAUGGAUUACGUUAUUAUGCUUUGACAUCAGCUUUAGAUGAUACUCGUUUUCCUCCUAUUUCAGAACAAGAAGUUUGUUUUCUUGAAUGCAGUGUAACUUUAUUAACUAAUUUUGAAACUAUUGAGGAUCCUUUGGACUGGAUUAUUGGUAUUCAUGGUCUUGAGAUAUCUUUUUUUCAUAAAAACAAGUAUAUGAGUGCGACGUAUCUUCCAUGCGUUGGUAUUUUUUUUUUAUAUUUUUAUUUAUUAAUGACAUUAUUUGCAGCUAAAGAGAGAAAUUGGAGCAAAGAAGAGACAUUAAAUAACCUUUUCAUAAAGGCUGUAAGAUAUCAAGGAUCAAAGGCUGAAUGUACCUAUGAUGAAUAUAUGAGGAUAGUAUCAUAAAUUUAUUAAAAGUUUGUUUUAUAUAUUGAUUAUAUUGAUUUGUUAAUAAUAUUUUUUUAAAUAUUAGAUUAUUAGAAAAUUGCUUUGUUAUCAUUAAUAAACAAUGUAAUAUUGAUAAUUCGGAUUUUUGUUUUACCUAUUAUAUUAAAAAUAUUUAUACAAUAUAAGAUAAUUUAAAUUCUGAUAAAAUAUAUAGAUUUUAGAAAUGUGC
Pneumocystis carinii B80 is the source of this 867-nucleotide messenger RNA. RefSeq lists its product as hypothetical. The transcript has 6 exons. Lineage: Eukaryota; Fungi; Ascomycota; Pneumocystomycetes; Pneumocystales; Pneumocystaceae. The record is from RefSeq and is a predicted model, not a curated record. The coding region runs from base 27 to 656 and encodes 209 amino acids.